Aspergillus puulaauensis is the source of this 1917-nucleotide messenger RNA. RefSeq lists its product as uncharacterized. NCBI's taxonomy places the organism in Eukaryota, Fungi, Ascomycota, Eurotiomycetes, Eurotiales, Aspergillaceae. The coding region runs from base 1 to 1917 and encodes 638 amino acids. Gene Ontology annotation, cellular component: DNA ligase IV complex; nucleus. The record is from RefSeq and is a predicted model, not a curated record. Gene Ontology annotation, molecular function: DNA end binding. The transcript has 2 exons. Gene Ontology annotation, biological process: double-strand break repair via nonhomologous end joining.
AUGUCUGAAAAAUGGCAGCGAUUCCAUCUCGCGAACGAAGGGAAUAUACCCCCUCUGCUGUUCAAAUAUUCAACGACAGCCAGCGGCUAUGAGCUCCACAUAACAGACCUGAACUAUAUAUGGUCUGAGCAUUUAGACAGGAAGGCCGUUCUCAAGCGAGCUGACGAAUAUGACACCACAAUUGACCCAAGUGAAGACUUGGAGCAGUUUAAAGUCCUCUUGCAGAAAAUCGGGGAGGGCCUACAGAAUGAUCCUGGAAGCAAAACAUCGCUCAACCCCAAAACAAGAGGAAGCGCUCAUUCUCUGGAGCUCACUGUGAUCUCCAAACUACCUGCUCCUCUUAGACCGCUAAAAUGGAAACUGUGUUUGUCCAAGGAGCCGCAGUCUUCCAUGACGAGUCAUUUACUGCUACCAUUCAUCAACACCGAGGCCGACCGUGAGGCCUGCCAACAGUCUCUUAUUGAUGAGCUUAAUAAAAAGGACUGGGUGCUUGCAAAAAUAUUUGAUAAGAUUGAAGCUAUGGGGAUUGACCUAAGCACCAUCUUCCCCGGUACCUCUGGCCUCCGCGGCGCCGGUCGUAAGGGCCCAACGCUCGCACAGGCUGCGAAGUAUAUCAGGGGCCUCGCACCUUUCAACGAGCAGGCAUGGCGCGAGAAAGUAUCGAAAUCCUCUCCAAACGUUGGGUUAUCCGCCAACAUAGUGGCGGAGAUGUCCGCUGGCUCGCUGGGUUCCGGGAAGCUCGAUCCAUUGAAACCCCCACCAGAUGAAUGGUGGGCAGGCCUCACAACAUCUGAUGACACAAUAACAGCUUCAACACCUGAAGGUGAUGAUAAGCGUGAACCAGAAGCCACGUCAUUGGCAGAUGGCAUGGAUAUAGAUACUGAUGUUGGGUCCGAGACCGGGGAGGAUGAUGAAUUCGAGCGACAAGAAACCCCUCCUCAUCUCAAGAAGCCAAAGAGUGCACCACAAAAGUCCGCUUCGACUCGAAAGGACGAGGAUGAAGAGACACAAUCAGAGGACGAAGACGCAACCUUCCCAAAACGUAAAAAAGCAGAAGCAACUAAGGCUAGGAUGGAAGAUCAGCCGCCACCUGCGAUGCGCCCCAAGGCCGUCCCAGCAGGGAAACCGAAAGGUCUUGGUAAAAUUGGGGGCAAGAUGCAGACGAAGCCGAAAUCACCAACACCAUCACUGUCACCGUCACCGCCACCUCGCAAGACCGCUGCAGCAGAAAGCCCUUCCCUUCCAGCAGUCCGUAAACAACAACCACCCGUAGAUAACGAUGACGAUGAAACAACAGAUGGAGAUACAGAUGACGAACUGCCCAAACCCCAACCCAAAUUGCAACCAAAACCAAACACCCAGGAUGCAACAAAACCAGCCCCCAAGCCAUCCCGCGGGCUAGGGUUUAUCGGAGGCAAAAAGAAGAAAGAGCCAACCCCAGAACCCGAACCUCAGCCUGGAUCGGAAUCAGACCUGGAGUCAGACGACGACAAAGUACCUUCAACCCGGGCUCAGUCCCAAUCACAAUCUCAGGCCCCAGAACCACAACCACAACCUCCAACGAAAAAGAAGCCUCUAGGUAGAAUAGGCGCCAUCGGUGGAAAAAAGAAAGACAAGGCCAAAGAACACAGUACGGAAACCACGGAGCCUACACGGACAGAGAACACCUCUCCGCCAGCAGCGAAGACGAUGAAGACGAAGCCAACGCAAGACACAGUUGACGAAGAGAUCAAAGAGGAGGAAGAAACACGGACUAGCUCUCCACCUAAAGAGAGGAAGGUGGUGAAAAAGGAAACGCCUGCAGAGUCAGAACGCGAGGAGACGGAGGAGGAAAAGGCUGACAGGAAGCGGGAGGAGUUGAAGAGGCAACUUGAGGCAAAGAGUAAAGCUCCCGCAAAGAAGAAGCGGAGGUUUUAG